This is a messenger RNA of Oncorhynchus nerka (sockeye salmon), 9930 nucleotides long. RefSeq names its product E3 ubiquitin-protein ligase RNF31. Gene Ontology annotation, molecular function: zinc ion binding; linear polyubiquitin binding; K48-linked polyubiquitin modification-dependent protein binding. The transcript has 21 exons. Lineage: Eukaryota; Metazoa; Chordata; Actinopteri; Salmoniformes; Salmonidae. The record is from RefSeq and is a predicted model, not a curated record. Bases 443 to 2872 code for a protein of 809 amino acids. Gene Ontology annotation, biological process: protein linear polyubiquitination; protein transport. Gene Ontology annotation, cellular component: LUBAC complex.
UGAAGAUGAGCCCCGAGUAGGAAUUCCGCGUUGGAUGACCGUUCAAAUCGAUUUUUCCAUGUCAGACACUCGAUUUUUUUCUCAGUUCCCAGUUGUUUGAACGGACUGAUGUCGAGAUGUCCAAAUUCCCCGUUUCGAGUUCCUAGUGUAUUUCAUCGCAGCUGUCGGGAAUGUCAGAUGUUGUCAUAGCUAGUUUGAAUGUUGAUUCAUAAUUCCACAUAAGAUUGAAAGGUUAAAUUAUAAAAGAUGCCGAGGGUCCCAGCAGUCCUUGAAUAUGAAACACUGACCGAGUGUAAAUACAGCUUCCCUGUUGAGGUUGUCAGUGAUAUCAAGAAUGUUACAGCGACUUAUGGAGACCUGCGUAUGUAUGUGGACUUCUACUGUUUCCCCAAUAAGGAAAAGAAGAAGUUAGUUUAUUUGGCUGGUACUAUUCCAGUUCCACAUGACGGUAACACAUAUAAUAUCCCAGUGUGCAUCUGGCUCCAUGAGACUCACCCCCAGAGCACGGCCGCGGUGCUAUGUGUGUCCCUCCAUCUCCAUGUUGAUCAACCCCAGGUGCCCAUAUGUUGAGGCCAGUGGGCAGGUGCUCCUCGACUGCCUCAAUAACUGGAAGAGCGGGCUGGCCAACCUGUCAUUGCUCGUCUCAGAAAUGAGGUCUGCAUUUCAAAAGGAAACGCCCCUCUUUGCCAUGCACCCAGUCAGAGUUCAGAUGCUACCUACUGCAGCACACUCCAGUGCAUAUGCAGAGUCUUCGGACCCUGGCAGCUGGCCUCAACCAAGCAGCUCUACCCCGAGAGCCAGGCGCUCCUCAAUGUCCCCGACGCCACUACCUAGAGCAAUAGUUCCGCCCAAGAGUUUAAAGUCCAGCCAAUCGGGGCCUCUCAGAGAGUCUGCGACUGGUGUGAGGCGGUCCUACACAGAGGAGUUACUGGAUAUGGGGAUAAACUUUGGAGUGCCAGGUGGAGUCCAGUUUCCAUUCUCCUCCACCAACCCCUUCAUCACUACUGCCUCUGCGCCAAAUAACACUCCUGUUAGUUCUGAGGACAUGAACAACCUAUUCAAGAGCCUACAGCUGGAAAAUGUUGUCAAUGUGUACCAGCUUGGUACUAAAGAAAGAGGCAAUGGAGGUGAUCGAGGUGGUGGUGACUACCCCUCAAUCCCCACUGCAGUCACGCCCCUAGUGGACAACCAGCAUCGUAUCCUGGUGAGCCAGCUGCCACCGGACCAGUCCCCCAGCCGUGUGAAGAACAAGCUCACCCUCUACUUCCAGCGCAGGAGCAACGGUGGGGGAGAGGUGCUGGAUGUGACCUACCCUUACCCCCCAACCCAGCACGACCAGGCCCUGGUCAGCUUCCGCAGUCCCAGAGAUGCAGAGCAGGUGCUCUUACAGGCAGACCGAAUCUUUACUGUGAAUGAGCGGCCUUUCCGUAUACAGCUCAAGAGGAUCAACAGUGUUCAGAUUACGGUGCCGCCCGGCGUCUCCGGCGACAAGGCGGCCAUCUUCCAUAGCCUGCUGUCACUUGAGGGGCGGAGCUUCAGCCAGGCCGACGUGGAGGAGGCGGUACAGUCGUGCCGGGACCUUCCCUCGGCCCUCAAGUACCUGUCCCAUGAAUGCCCCAUCUGCCGCGAGCAGGUGUCCUUCAGCAAGAUCAUUACUAUGACCCAUUGCCUGUGUGCCUUCUGCGAGAGCUGCUUCAAGGCCUACUUCUCCCAGGCCAUCAAGGAGAAGAGCAUCGUCCAUGUGGUGUGUCCCAUGUGUGGCCAGCCCGACGUGCGUCAGAGCGAGGGAGGCGUGGAGGAGGCCUUGGACUACUUCAGCCUUCUGGACACACAGAUCAGGCACUACCUAGAUCCUCAGAUCCACGAGUUGUUCCAGAGGAAGCUGAGAGACCGAGCCUUGCAGGAGAUGCCUAACUUCCGCUGGUGUGCCCACUGCUCCUUUGGCCUUCUACACGAGGCUGACCAGCUGAGAAUGGACUGUCCUAGUUGUAGGAAGAGCACCUGCUCCCAAUGCAAGACUGCAUGGGCUCCACAACACCAGGGUCUUUCCUGUGAGAAGUUCAGAGAGUGGCAACUCCACAAUAACCCAGAGUACCAGACCGCAAAACUGGAGAAUCUCCUCAGCAGGAAUAAAAUAGAAUGUCCAAAAUGCAAGUUUGUGUUCUACCUUUCCAAGGGAGGCUGUCUCCAUUUCAAAUGCACCCAAUGCCAGCACGAGUUCUGUGGCGGCUGUAAUAGGCCCUUCAAAUUAGGCGUAGGGUGUGACUUCUCAGCUGAGUGUGGGUCCAAGGGGUUACACGCCCACCACCCCAGGGACUGCCUGUACCACCUGAGGGACUGGAACGUGCCCAGACUACACAGGCUGCUUCAGCUUUACGGAGUGUCCCUCGCUGGCAUGGUCAAAUCCAAAGUGGGCUCUACAGGAACAAACUCACAAGGUGUAUGUGCAGUGCUGGAGCACAGAGAGAUGGGUGGAGACGGGCCUUGUGGUCUACCAACUCUCCCAGAGUACAGUGGCUACUGCAUUUUACACUAUAAAGAGUGUCUAGUGGAGCUGAUUAACCGGAGUCAUGCGGAUCCAGCUGUUCUGUUCGAUGUGGCCGAGAUGUUGGCAGAGUUACAGCGGUGGCACAUUCCUGUUCCACAGAAGAACCUUCAGGAUCCUGAGGCACUCUAUGUACAGCACCUUAGACAGACCCUGACUAGGAAGGUUAGCCUGAGGGACAACAAGCUACCCCCUGUGAAGGUGAAAGAUGACCUUUGCCCCCUACCCUCAUCGAGCGCUGCGGGACCACGCUGGUCUUCUGCUCAGAGAAACACACCAACGCGCUUCCAUGACGACUCCCAAUUGCUGCUCUUGCUCAACGACUAAGGCCAUGUAAAAUACUUGGCCUCACCUGGGCUGGGUUCCUUAGGGCACAUGAUGGCAAAUGCUCUUACAUGUUUUGCUACGGAGAAAAAAAUGUGUUUCUUAAUGGAUAAGGCCAGGUUCCUUGCGUCAGUCCGUUUUCUUCCGUUUGGUGCCUAGUGAAUACCACCCAGGCUUGUGUUAAGUAGGGAGAAAACAUUUUUAAAUUAAGUGAAACUGGGGAAGGGACUACCCGGUCUUGUCCAAUGAGAGAAACACAUUUGUUUUCCGUUGCAAUUUUUUGUUCUUGCGUGUCCUAAUAAACAUGAUCCAGGGGUUUAUUUAACUUCAACCCUCUGUCAUAAUGGCUAUGUAACACUGGCCUAAUAAUGACAUAGAAAUAGCACCAUAAACCGUCCAUAGAAGGCAGGGACAAGGUAAAUUGGUCCUUUGAGGAGCUUUGUUGCACAUUGCUGCUCUAGAUCUAGCUAUGCUGUGGCCAGGAUUCAAUCAAAAGUGCAUUGAGAUCACGGUAAACGCAGUGGAUGUCAACUCGAGCGUAAAGUGCAGUGCACUUUUGAUUUGAAAUAACAACCGGAUCUGGUACAUUUAGAUUUAGUUUGUUUUCAUGUUAUUUUAAUUUGUUUGAUGUUUAUUCUUAAUAAACAUGUAGAUACAAAAAUAUAAACGCAACAUGCAACAAUAUCAAAGAUUCUAUUGAGUUACACUUAAUAUAAUGUAAUCAGUCAAUUUAAAUCAUUUUGUUAGUUCCUAAUCUAUGGAUUUCACAUGACUGGGAAUACAGAUAUGCAUCGGUUGGUCAUAGAUUCCGAAAAAAGUGUGGAUCAGGAAAAACAGCUAGUGGAUCAGAAAACCAUUCUGUAUCUGGUGUGAGUUGAUCAGGCUGUCUCGCUCCUCUUCAAUGGCUGUGCGAAGUUGCUGGAUAUUGGCGGGAACUGGAACACGCUGUUGUGUACAUGUCAAUCCAGAGCAUCCCAAACAUGCUCAGUGAGUAUGCAGGCCAUGGAAGAACUGUGCAUUAUCAUGCUGAAAUGUGAGGUAAUUGUGGUGCCAUUCUUCCGCCACCAUGAGCCUCAGGUUCUGAUCAGGUUAUAUCUGUGCGUUCAAAUUGCCAUUGAUUAAAAAGCAAUUGUGUUCAUUGUCCGCAGCAUAUGCCUGCCCAUACCAUAACCCCACCACCACCAUGGGGCACUCUGUUCACAAUGUUGACAGCAAACCUCUCAACCACAUGAAGAGCAGUGUGCCAGUGGCCAUCGACGGUGAGGAUUGCCCACUGAAGUCAGUUACGACGCCGAACUGCAGUCAGGUCAAAAUGACAAGCACACAGAUGAGCUUCCCUGAGAUGGUUUCUGAUAGUUUGUGCAGAAAUCCUUUGGUUGUGCAAACCCAAAGUUUUAUCAGCUGUCCGGGUGGCUCGUCUCAGAAAAUCCCGCAGGUGAGAAAGCCGGAUGUGGAGGUUCUGGACUGACGUGGUUACACAUGGUCUGUGUUUUUUAGGCCGGUUGGAUGUACUGCCAAAUUCUGUAAAAUAACGUUGGAGACCGCUUAUGCUUAUUUCUCUGGCCACAUCUCUGGUGGACAUUCCUGCAGUCAGUAUGUGAAUUGCAUGCUCCCUCAAUUUGAGACAUCUGUGACAAAACUGCACAUUUUAGUGGAUUUUUAUUGUCCCCAGUACAAGGUGCAGCUGUGUAAAUGAUCAUGUUGUUUAAUCAGCUUCUUGAUAUGCCACACCUCAGGUGGAUGGAUUAUCUUGACAAAUGAGAAAUCUCACUAACAGGGAUGUAAACAAAUUUGUGCACAAAAUUUGAGAGAAAUUAUCUUUUUGUACGAAUUGAACAUUUCUGGGAAAUUUUAUUUCAGCUCAUGAAACAUGAGACCAACACUUUACAUGUUGCGUUUUAUAUUUGUUAAAGUAUAUUUUUAAAAGCACUUAGUUCACAUAAAAUAAACGGUACAGUCCCUAUAGACAGUAUACAAUAGAUAAGUAAACUAAUCUAAAUUGCAGGCUGUAAGGCAACAAAAAGUGAAAAGUGUGUAAUUUGGGUGUGUACUCUCUGUACUGCAGUACAGUUUUAUUUUUGUUGUAGUCCUCUAGUUCUCACUUCUCAGGAUAUCUCAAACAAACUUCCAAAAUGUAUUCUUCUUGUAUGUUCUUGAGACAUACAUUUCUUCUGCUAUGACCAGCAUGUGAAUUAUUUAUACUUUAACACUGAAAUAUUGUUGAAUGAACGGAACUUGAUGUAACACUUAACUUUAAAGCCGACAGGUAUAAUUCAUUAAGAUGCGGGUGAAAUGGGUUGUAAACUUGUUAUUGAUUUUAUUCAGAGCUCCAUUAGCUUUUGCCAAGCAGCAGCUAUUCUAUCUGGGGUCAACAAACACUGAUACACUGAUGGACAAGGACAGUCAAACUAAUUUAAAAUACAAAAAUAAAUAAUAGUAGUACAAACAUUUGUGUGUCCCCUCAGUCUUAGCCCUUAACCGUUGCUUAAUAAUUUGAAGGUAAUUUUUGCUGUUUGAGUAAUUGGAGAUGGAAGAGAGUUCCGUGCGAUCAUGGCACUGUAUUAUACUGUUAUAUUAUACUAUACUAUGUAUUAUUACUGUGCGUUGCCGCGAGUUCGUUUUGGACUUGGGGACUGUGAAGAAACCACUGGUGGCAUGUGUUGUGGGGUAUGUAUGGGUCUAUGAGCUGAAUGUUAUUUGAUUGUGCAGAUCUGGAAUUUUCAUUACAGUAGUACUUCCCAUAACUAGAAGAGAAGCAGAUAAUCUCUUGUCUACCAGGAAAGACUGGCAUGCAUGAUGUUGAUAGUUUAGUUCUGUAUGUGCAGCUAAGGGAAAGGUGUGCUGCUCUGUUCUGAGCCAGCUGCAGCUUUGCUAGGUCUUUCUUUGCUGCACUUGAACAUGUUACCAGACAGUAAUCAAGAUUGGACAAGACCAGAGCCUGAACUAGUACAGUUGAUUUUUGUGUCAAAACACAGAAUCUUUUGAUAACAGACAUACCCCUCCCCAUCUUCACAGGAACUUUGUCAAUAUGACUUGACCAUGGUAAUUGACCAUCCAACGUUAUAUCUAGGAGUAAGUCGGAAGUUUACAUACACCUUAGCCAAAUACAUUUAAACUCAGUUUUUCACAAUUCCUGACAUUUAAUCCUAGUAAAAAUUCCCUGUUUUAGGUCAAUUAGGAUUACCACCUCAGUUUAAAAAUGUGAAAUGGCAGAAUAAUAGUAGAGUGAUUUAUUUCAGCUUUUAUUUCUUUCAUCACAUUCCAAGUGGGUCAGAAGUUUAUAUACACCUAAUUGGUAUUUGGUAGCAUUGCCUUUAAAUUGUUUAACUUGGGUCAAACUUUUCAGGUAGCCUUCCACAAGCUUCCCACAAUAAAUUGAAUGGAUUUUGGCCCAUUCCUCCUGACAGAGCUGGUGUAACUGAGUCAGGUUUGUAGGCCUCCUUGCUCGGACAUGCUUUUUUCUGUUCUGGCCACACAUUUCUAUAGGAUUGAGGGCAUGGUUUGUGGCCACUCCAAUACCUUGACUUUGUUGUCCUUAAGCCAUUUUGCCACAACUUUGUAAGUAUGCAUGGGGUCAUUGUCCAUUUGGAAGACCCAUUUGCAACCAAGCUUUAACUUUCAGACUGAUGUAUUGAAUUGUUGCUUCAAUAUAUCCACUUAAUUUUCCAACCUCAUGAUGCCAUCUAUUUUGUGAAGUGCUCCAGUCCCUCCUGCAGCAAAGCACCCCCACAACAUGAAGCACGGGGGUGGCAGCAUCAUGUUUGGGAUGGUGUUCUUUGCCUUGCAAGCCUCCCCCUUUUUCCUCGAAACAUAACGAUGGUCAUUAUGGCCAAACAGUUCUAUUUUUGUUUCAUCGGACCAGAGGACAUUCAAAAAGUACAAUCUUUGUCCCCAUGUGCAGUUGCAAACCGUAGUCUGGCUUUUUUAUGGCGGUUUUGGAGCAGUGGCUUCUUCCUUGCUGAGCGGCCUUUCAGGUUAUGUCGAUAUAGGAAUCGUUUUACUGUCGAUAUAUUUGUACCCUUUUCCUCCAGCAUCUUCACAAGGUCCUUUGCUGCUGUUCUGGGAUUGAUUUGCACUUUUCGCACCAAAGUUCGCAUCUCCUUCCUGAGCGGUCCCAUGGUGUUUGUACUUGCGUACUAUUGUACAGAUGAAUGUGGUACCUUCAGGCAUUUGGAAAUUGCUCCCAAUGAUGAGACUUGUGGAGGUCUACAAUUUUUUUUUCUGAGAUCUUGGUUGGUUUCUUUUGAUUUUCCCAUGAUGUCAAGCAAAGACGCACUGAGUUUGAAGGUAGGUCUUGAAAUACAUCCACAGGUACACCUCCAACUGAGUCAAAUGAUGACAAUCAGAAGCUUCUAAAGCCAUGACAUUUUCUGUAAACUUCUGACCCACUGGAAUUGUGAUACAGGGAAUUAUAAGUGAACUAAUCUGUAAACAAUUGUUGGAAAAAAUUAUCUGUGACAUUCACAAAGUAGAUGUCCUAACCGACUUGCCAAGACUAUAGUUUGUUAACAAGAAAUGUGGUUGAAAAACGAGUUUUAAUGACUACAACCUCGGUGUAUGUAAACUUCCGACUUCAACUGUAGCUUCCUCAACUUGCUCAAUGGUCACACCGUUUAUACUAAACUCCAGUUGGGGUUUAUGUCUUUGAGAAUGUUUUGAACCAAAUACAAUGCUUUUAGUUUUAGAUGUAUUUAAGACCAGUUUAUUAUUAAUCCUCCAUUCGGAUAUAUAUAUUUUUUAUUUAACUAGGCAAGUCAGUUAAGAACAAAUGCUUAUUUACAAUGACGGCCCACCGUGGCCAAACCCAGACGACGCUGGGACAAUUGUGCGCCGCCCUGUGCGACUCCCAAUCCUGGACAGAUGUGAUACAGCCUGGAUUCGAACCAGGGACUCUAGUGACGCCUCUUGCGCUGGGAUGCAGUACCUUUGACAGCUACGCCACAAUGGAGUUGUAACUCUUUAUUUAUUUCAGUGAGUUCACUGGUUUUGGGUUCUAUCGGAUAAAUAACUCUCCGAGCAUGUGAUAAAGCCAUAGCUAGCGUGUUUCCUAAUUAACAAUUUAUGAUCAGUAACAUCAAAGGCUGCACUGAAAUCUAAUAAUACAGCUCCAACUAUCUUAUUAUCCAUUUAUUUUUAACCAAUCAUCUGUCAUUUGAGUCCGUGCAGUACAAGUUGAGUGCCCUUCUCUCCAUCAGUUUACUAAGAACAGGUAGCAAACUGAUUUGGUGGCUGUUUGAGCAAGCAACGGGUGCUUUACUAUUUUUAGGCAGUGGAAUUACUUUAGCUUCCUUCCACGCAUGUGGACACACUCCUUUUAGGCUUUGGUUAAACAUAUAGCAAAUAGGGGUGUCAUUACAGUCUACCAUUCUCAAUAGUUUCCCAUCAAGGUUGUUUAUACCUGGCGGCUUUUCAUUAUUGAUGGAUAACAAUAGCUUUUCCAUUUCUCCCACACAAACUUGACCAAAUUCAAAACGGCAAACCUUCUCUUUCAUUAGAUUUAACCAAUUUAAAAAUAAAAAUAAAUUAAAAAAUGUAUUAUGGUUUACUGUUCAAUGUUGUCAUUUAAACUGUUGAUGUUUUCCACUUUACUAGUGAAAUAGUAAUUGAAAUGUUUGGCAAUAUCGAAAGGCUUUGUUAUAAACGACCCAUCAACUUCAAUGAUCGAUGGAUAUUAAUUGGGUUUCUUGCCCAUGAUGUCAUUUUAGGUCAUCCAAAAUCUUUCAAUUGUGUUUUGUAAUUUAUCUUGGUUUGGUAAUACACAACAUUUCAACCUAUCAGCUGAGCAUUCUGACUUGUUAGACAUCUUUUUUUGCAUAAUUUCUUUAAACCAUAACAUUUUUCAGUUCAUCAAUCCAGAGGGCCCUAACAGUUCUCACAGGCAAUUUCUUAAUAGGUGCAUGUUUGUCAGCAAUUGGCAUGAAUCAUUUUAUUUCCAGUGCUGCAUCUGGAUUCACUUCCUCAUACACAUCAGACCAACAUAAAUGUUUUAUAUCUUCAACAAAAGAGUCCUGAGAGAAUAUGAUCUCUUCAAUUUCUUUAUACUCCGCUUUUGGCACUUUGACGUUCCUUGUUAUUGCCACAAUGUUAUGGUCACUACAGCCAAUGGGAUCUGAUCAUGCUUUUGGAGCAACGCUCUGCAGCAUUAGUGAAGAUAUGAUCAAUACAGGUGGAUGUCACAUUUACAUUUACAUUUAAGUCAUUUAGCAGACGCUCUUAUCCAGAGCGACUUACAAAUUGGUGCAUUCACCUUAUGACAUCCAGUGGAACAGUAGUGCAUCUAAAUCUUUUAAGGGGGAGGGGGGGUGAGAGGGAUUACUUUAUCCUAUCCUAGGUAUUCCUUAAAGAGGUGGGGUUUCAGGUGUCACAGAUCCUACACUAUUGGUAUGCACUGUAGUUGGUUGAGUGAUAACCUGGGUCAUAUUACAGGCAUGAUUGACUCCAUUUAUAAUGUAUUUUCCCUAUCGCAAUUUAUGCUGUUGGCUUUGGUACAUCGUUAAAUUCAAGUAAAGUACAGAACUGUAUUAUGCAAGUAGAUAUAAAAAGCUACUCAAUACUCAACUUAUCCAGUAGGGUGCAAAGGUUAUUGUAUAUUGUUCUAUCCGGACCUUUCACACUCCUGAAUAAGCCAUUUUUUUCCAGCUGCAUUAAACCAUGAUUUUAUUUUUUUACUCAUAAGUUCACUAUGCUAUGCAAUAAAGCUAUUCACUACUUAUUGGUAUGGUAUGUAGUAAUGAGUAUCUGAUUCCCUAAGGUUUGCAAAUUUAAGUUACGCAAUUUGUUUCUACUGUAAUGGCACAAUGUAGGUUGAAGUUGCCCCUAGACGCUGAUCUUGGGUCAGUUUUGCAUUUCCCCCACCUAGGGUUAAGAUUAAUUGGGGAAGGGGAAUCUGAUAUUAGAUCUGUACCUAAGGGAAAUAUCACCCCGGAGCAUUUUUGUUGUGCGUGAAAAUGAUCAGGGAAGAGGACAGUGUGAUGUUGCAUCAAUUUAACAGCUUGUCCUGGUACCUUCUUGUUCAGGAAAAGUACUACUGACUUUAGUAAUAAACAUAUUUUUCUACUGAC